AUGCGGCGCGGUGCGGUCGGUGCGGUGACACAGCGUUGACCGAGCAACCCAGCCCAGUUCCGAAUAGCCUGGUGGUGCUGCGGAUGGGAUUGCGUCGGGUUGGGGUAUCGAGUGUUCACGGUGGCGGUGGUGGUGGUGGUGAUGGUGGUUGUGGUGGUGGUGGCGAUAGUAGAAGUAAUCUGCAGAGUCAGUGAUGGGAGUGAACCAGGCGAGCGAGCUGGCAGCGGAAAGGAUAGGGAUAGGGAGGGAGGGAGGGAGAUGAUUCGUGCAGCCGCAGCGGUUAGGUAUCCCGCACCGAUUUCCAGGUCGCCAUUCCCAUUCCCAUUCCACAGUAUCGGCUGUUGCGGUGCACGCGGCACGCCGACCAUCCUCGCACCGAUCAUAUGGAGCAGAGUACAAUUAACGGCCGCAUAUGUAGCGACAUAGGUGGGUGUCCUAUACAGUACACGACCAGGUCG
This is a messenger RNA of Tricharina praecox, 458 nucleotides long. RefSeq lists its product as uncharacterized. The record is from RefSeq and is a predicted model, not a curated record. The transcript has a single exon. The coding region runs from base 142 to 426 and encodes 94 amino acids. NCBI's taxonomy places the organism in Eukaryota, Fungi, Ascomycota, Pezizomycetes, Pezizales, Pyronemataceae.